Molecule: messenger RNA, 903 nt
Organism: Salpingoeca rosetta
Lineage: Eukaryota; Choanoflagellata; Craspedida; Salpingoecidae
Exons: 2
Coding region: 1-903 (300 amino acids)
Molecular function (GO): phosphatase activity
Source: RefSeq, a predicted model, not a curated record
AUGACAAGCACCACCAAGCGGCAGCCACACGCGGAGCUGGUUGAGACGACGCGCACGUUCGUCCUGGACUGUGACGGCGUGAUCUGGCGCGGAAACCAGCUUAUUGAAGGCAUUGCGGAGGUGCUUGAUUACUUGCGAGCUGCAGGAAAACGGCUCGUGUUCUUGACAAACAACAGCACCAAGACAAGGCAGCAGCAAGUGGACAAGUUCCACCGCCUCGGGCUGACUUGGGUGCAGCGGGAGGAUGUGCUGACUUCUGCGUACGCGGCAGCGCUCUUGCUGAAGCGCAAGCUCAAGCUGCCAACGGACAAGAAGGUCUAUGUCGUGGGGCACGAGGGCAUCGUUGACGAGAUGACACAGCUCGGAUACACGUGCGUUGGCGCAGAUGAGCACGCCUGUCGCACACCCGACCUCAAGCAAGGCCUCAGCGUGGACCCGGACAUUGGCGCCGUUGUGUGCGGGUUCGACCUCCACUUCAACUACUGGAAGAUGGUGUAUGCGACGCAGUGCGUCCUCACGCUGCCCGGCUGCGAGUUUGUUGCCACCAACUGCGAUGCCCUCAGCCACGUCGUGUCGGAUGCGGAGUGGCCUGGCGGCGGCACCAUGGUUGCAGCGCUGCAGCAUGCCCUUGGCAGAGCACCCAUCGUGGCGGGGAAGCCCAGCGAGUUUCUGGUCGAGCUGCUGGUGGAGACGUGCGGUGAGGGCGCGGGCCCCGAGCACAUGUGCAUGGUCGGCGAUCGCCUCGAUACGGACAUUGCAUUUGGGCACCAGGGCGGCAUGCGUACGCUGCUUGUGUAUACAGGCGUGACUGCAAAAGGCCGCCUCGAAACCGAGCUGCAACGGCUCAACGUCAAACCCCCACACCACACAGCAGACUCCCUCGCCAACCUCCUGCUUGCAUAG